AUGCCAUCUCGUUCGAGUAAACAUGUCUCCGUGUUGAGCCAGUCUAAUGCUCCUUCUUCUCGUAACGUAAAGCAAGUAGCACGCAAUGGACCAGCGCAAGAAUGUUAUGACUUUGACAUGCCUGGUACACCGCCCAUUGACGAACAAAGUCGACGAAUGUGGGGCGAAGCGACUACGAAACAGACCGAAGCACAACGUCUUGUAGAGCAGGAAAAACUACAGACUGAACAUCAACACGUGGCACGUCGUGCCGCUGCUCUUAUCAUCCAACGACUCGUACACUGUUUCCUGGCUCGAACGAGAUUAUCAACACGUCUUAGUGCCGUCGGACGCCCUGUGGAGCUUCGAAUCAUGGGAGUACAGAGUCUUCAGCUUCUUUGUGAUUAUCGCAACAUUACAUCGGUCUAUUGCAAUGUGCGCGUGCUUAAGAAGCCAUUUGGACCCUUUAUGUUUCAUUUUUCAACGAGUAAAUGCACGAAUAUAUGUUUGCCAACAUGGACGGACACGUUCUUCGUUCCCAUGUUGUCCAGCAAGUGCGACAUUGUCGUGACGUUGAUUGGCGUCACUAACACUGGUGGGUUCCGGUUCUUAGGACAAGCAAUUGCACCUAUGGAGCCUGGAUGGGAAAACAAGACGAAGAUUGGUGCAUCACUUGCUAAAUGGAAGUUUCCAGUAGAAGAGGGUGUUGUGGGACUGAAUCGGUUCGCAAAAGGCACGGUGGAGCUGGAAAUUAAACCCAUUUCGUCUCGGAUGCCGUGCAAAUCGGGCCAGUUUCUUUUGGCGCCGCCUAUUACAACGCGGGCGAGGCGAUCCUUCUCCUUCUGGACCAGAAAGGUGUCGAGUAACGGUCCGUUGGCUUCUCCUAUACCGGUGACGCCAAAGAAGACACCAACAAGCUCCCCACCUUUGCAGAAGACGGUGGCAACACGUUGGGGCGUUCUCACGGACACAAGUUUUUACCUUUUUGACAACAAAACCGCUAACCUACUGACUAGUUUGGAUUUGGCCAAGUUGCAGAUGAUCAAGUCCAGUCCGCAGCCUAAGAGCGAUCCGAGUCGACUGUAUCCUUUGAAACUUUACGCAAGGGGUAUUAUGUACGUGCUGUAUGUGUCGAGUUACGCGCAGCAGCAGUCAUGGGAGUACAAGAUUAACCUGCAUCGACGUGAAUUACUGAUUCCGUAA
Messenger RNA from Peronospora belbahrii, 1182 nucleotides. NCBI's taxonomy places the organism in Eukaryota, Oomycota, Peronosporomycetes, Peronosporales, Peronosporaceae. The record is from the annotation of a GenBank genome assembly.